Messenger RNA from Gasterosteus aculeatus aculeatus (three-spined stickleback), 1893 nucleotides. It is a transcript of the gene idh3g, whose product is annotated as isocitrate dehydrogenase (NAD(+)) 3 non-catalytic subunit gamma. NCBI's taxonomy places the organism in Eukaryota, Metazoa, Chordata, Actinopteri, Perciformes, Gasterosteidae. Gene Ontology annotation, molecular function: NAD binding; magnesium ion binding; oxidoreductase activity, acting on the CH-OH group of donors, NAD or NADP as acceptor. The record is from RefSeq and is a predicted model, not a curated record. Gene Ontology annotation, biological process: tricarboxylic acid cycle; isocitrate metabolic process. Gene Ontology annotation, cellular component: mitochondrion.
AAUAUUGCGCGUGCACAGCGCCUACCGAUCGGGCACGAGACCAGUUCGUCAAGAUGGCUGCCCACACUGCUGCGAUGUCGAUGUCCAAAAUCCUUCAUCCAUUCUUGGGUGGACGCCUUGGAAAUACGGCCAAAGUAUUUGGUAGAACUCUGUCAAGUCACAAGAAUAAGACCGGAAAUAGUAGAGACAACAUUCCCCCUCCUGCAAAAUAUGGAGGCAGACACACUGUGACCCUCAUACCCGGAGAUGGAAUCGGUCCAGAGCUGCUCAAUCAUGUCAAAGAGGUUUUCAGAUUCUGCUGUGUCCCGGUCGACUUUGAGGUGGUUCACGUCAACUCUGCCGUGGAGACUGAGGAUGAUAUCAACAACGCCAUCACUGCCAUUCGUCGUAAUGGGGUCGCCCUCAAAGGUAACAUAGAAACCAAACAUACCAUGGCGCCAUCUGUCAAAUCCAGAAAUAAUCUUCUACGCACAAGUUUAGACCUGUAUGCCAAUGUGAUGCACUGCCAGUCGCUGCCUGGAGUUCAAACUCGCCACAAGAACAUUGACAUAAUGAUCAUCAGGGAGAACACCGAGGGAGAGUACAGCAAUCUGGAGCACGAGAAUGUAUCUGGCGUAGUGGAGUCUCUCAAGAUCAUCACCAGGACCAACUCCUUGAGGAUUGCAGAAUAUGCCUUCCAACUGGCCAGGGAGAAAGGUCGUAAAAGGGUCACUGCCGUGCACAAGGCCAACAUCAUGAAGCUGGGCGAUGGUCUGUUCCUUCAGUGUUGCAGGGAAGUGGCAUCGGAUUACCCAGACCUCACUUUUGACAGCAUGAUUGUGGACAACACCACCAUGCAGUUGGUGUCCAAGCCCCAACAGUUUGAUGUGAUGGUGAUGCCCAAUCUGUAUGGCAACGUGGUGAGCAACGUGUGCGCAGGCCUGGUGGGGGGGCCGGGCCUCGUGCCUGGGGCCAACUACGGCCGUGACUAUGCGGUCUUUGAAACGGCUACAAGGAACACGGGGAAGAGUAUCGCGGGAAAGAACAUUGCUAACCCAACGGCCAUGCUGCUAGCCAGCUGCAUGAUGCUGGACCACCUUAAGCUUUAUGACUACGCAAGCAUGAUCCGAAAUGCCAUCCUCAGUACUAUGAAUGAAACCAGGUUGCACACAGCUGAUCUUGGGGGUCAGGGCACCACAUCCGAGGUGGUCCAGUCCAUCAUGAGGGUCAUUCAGAGUAAAGGGUCGCUCACAUCCGAGCUCUAAACACACACACACACACACACACACACACACACUUGCUCAGACUCAACAGGUUGUCCGUGCAUGUCUGUAGCGCUGAGUCCUCUUGCUGGCAUCACAACAUUUCCUCUUUUUUGUUGGUUUUAGGUGUUUAGCCACACCUGUGUUUCACAUAUAGUGAUGACCUUCGGUUUACCAUUGAUCAAAUUCCAUUUUCACUUCCAGAUAAUGCAUCUUACUGAUAGAGCUCAUCGGGUUCAUUCAGUUGAAAGUCUGUGGUCUUACAAAUUGUAUUGAAAAAAUAUGAAAGUGACCUACUGUGGCCUGACACGCGUUCGGGUUAGAAGUAUAUAGAAUAUCCCGAUAUGACUGUGGAUUUUCCACUCUGCAUCAUUAUUUAUUUUCCACAUUCAGAUUAUUUUGUAGCCUUUUUAUUCAACUAAAAUGUGCUUCGAUACAAUAUCUUAAAUAUCUGGUUGCUUGAUAUAAAUAUACUGUUGUGUGUGUUCACAUCAGAUCAAUUGUACUUAUAAAGUGAUGUAUGUAUUUUAGUCUGACCAAGCAAGAGCUCCUCAAACCAGAUAUGAAAUGUACUCUUUAAUGAAAUCUGUGGGCGGCUACGUAUACUGUACAACACAAAUAUGAUCAAUAAAGAAAUAUCUACCGUAUCAGG